AUGGACCACCUCCCCAAAUUCCGCAGAAAACCAAAGAUCCCAACAAUCUCCACGACAGACGUCAAGACUCUUCCCUCCCGAAACGGCAUCGACGAACAGCCCCCCCAGCAGAUCUACCCCUCCUCCACCACCACCACCGUCACCGUCACCGGCGGCAGGUCCCCGACCCCGACGAAGCCCGGCUUGCGCAAAUCUGCCUUCCGCGGCCUCCACCUGCGCAGCCCGGCCAAGCGCGCGCGGUCUCCUCCCGCGGCCUCUCUGCCGCUGUCGCCAACACCGCCCGCCAUCGUCUCCCACGACGGCAUCACCUCCUCCCCGGCAUCGUCGAGACAGAAGGACAAGGAUGGGAGCGGAAGCGGCAGCAAAGACGACUCUGCCGCGUCGUUGUCGUCGUCGGGAAAGAACAGUCAGGAAAGCACCAGGCCGAAACCGAGGAUCCCGGCCUUCCUUGACCUUUCUGUACCAGAUCUAGAAAACAAGUUCCAGGAGCUCGUCUGGCUGGAACGCGAACGCCUGGCAGCCGGCCUCGCCCCCGACGCCGACGAGAACACAAAAUGGGGCUCUUACAAACAGACGGACCUGCGCAGGGGCGUGCAGGAUCGCUAUUUCAACAUCAAGCCCUGGAACCACAACCGCAUAAAGCUGCGCGUGCCCGCCGAGGAGCUCGACUACGUCAACGCCUCGACCAUAUCCCUCUCCUCGCCCUCGAACAAGGAGCUCCCUCCUUUGCGAUAUAUCGCGAUGCAGGGCCCGACUGAGAACUCGGUGGACUUCGUCUGGCGCAUGGUUGCGGAGCAGCUCACGUCCCCCGUUGUCAUUGUCCAACUGACAAGCUUUUUCGAGAGUAACCAGGUCAAAUGCUUCCCUUACUUACCGCUGGACGAGACGCAAGGGCCGUGGACAAUCAACGAGCUGGACGGCUGGAACGACGGCUGGAGCGCUACGCUGAGCUUCGACUCACUCACCACUCUGGAGGACGGCGCCAUCGAGGUUCGCAAGCUCCUGUUGCGCGUCGGCGACGAGGAGGAGGACCGCGUAAUCUGGCACCUCUUCUACACCAAGUGGCCCGACUUUGGUGUUCCCGCCGUCGAUGACCUUGCGAGUUUCUUCACGCUCAUGCGCCUGUCGCGCGAGUACAACACGACGCCGGAGAACCCGCGCAUCAUCCACUGCAGCGCCGGCGUUGGGCGCACGGGGACCUUCAUCACGCUGGAACACAUGAUGCGCGAGCUGGACGAGGGCGCGCUCGACGCCUAUGACGGCGACGGCGAGGGCGACGAUCUCAUCUUUGCGACCGUGGACGUCCUACGCGAGCAGCGCCGCAGCAUGGUCCAGGCCGAGUCGCAGUAUCUGUUCCUGUACCAGGUGCUGCGCAAACUGUGGCAGGAGAAGUACGACGUUGAGGACAGCGACGGCGACCGCGAACCCGCGGCUAAGAGGCUCGAGGUCGAGGAGCCGUCGACUGACUAA
Colletotrichum spaethianum is the source of this 1470-nucleotide messenger RNA. RefSeq names its product RecQ-mediated genome instability protein 1. Lineage: Eukaryota; Fungi; Ascomycota; Sordariomycetes; Glomerellales; Glomerellaceae. The transcript has 2 exons. Gene Ontology annotation, biological process: protein dephosphorylation. The record is from RefSeq and is a predicted model, not a curated record. The coding region runs from base 1 to 1470 and encodes 489 amino acids. Gene Ontology annotation, molecular function: protein tyrosine phosphatase activity.